GUUAAGUCAGCAGUUUUUUUAAUUACUCUCUGAUUAAGCUUCUUUUUGAUAUGUAUUAAAGAAGAUUAUUGUUUAUGUUUUCUGGUAUAAGCGAGAAAAUGCCGUCUGACAUCAACCCAAGAAACCGUAACCUGGAGUGUUUUACCAUAAGCAAGACGAACCCCUUAACGAUAAAUUAUUUUAGAAGUCAUGUGGCCAUUGACAAUGAAAAAGAAAGACACUUGGAAAAUUUUCCUUAUACAAUUCACCCGCUUAGUAAGUUUUGUGAAUAUUACAGUGCCUAUUGUUUUUUCCUAUACGUUACGCUUAUAGUGUUAAAGUCAUACGAUUUUGCUUUUACACGAAUAAAAUGUGAGGAUCCAUAUAGUAAAAACAUUGGUAUAUUAGCUACUGGAAUUACUUUUGACUGUUUAGCCAUUUUGAAUAUGAUAUUACAGUGUUUUAUUGGAUACGCUCAGAAAGAUCUGAAUAUUGAGUUAUCUCUACAAAAAAUAUUACUGAGAAACUUUCUAAGUGGGCACAUUUUUUGUGACUUAUUUUCUUCCAUUCCGAGAAUAGCCAUGAUCAGAACUCAUACAUAUACAUUUUUUAUUUUAAACACGAUGCAGCUUUUAAAAUUAAGAAGAAUCACGUCAAUAGUUCGUUUGAUACGUCCAACGUUUCAGCUAUUGAAAAUCAAGUCGCCAGUAAAAAAGUUUGUAAUCGUUUUUUUUUUAUUUGUUUUUAUGCUAAUCCAUUUAAUGACUUGUAUCUUUCUUGGAAUAGCUCGUUAUAGAUUCAAAAUUAUGAGUAUGAUGUAUAAUUCUACAACCUUUUUAAAGCGGAUAACCGGAAGAGGCACUUUUGCAAAUGUCACUUUUUUGGAAAGAUCAAAUUUAAUCCAGUACUUAGUGGCAUGGUUUAAAAAUGUUCAGAAUGUAAUGCUUAUUAAUACUAGCGACAUAAAGUCUGCAUCAAGAUCAAUUAUAAAUAUGGAAGAACAAAUAGUAUCCAUAAUCAACUAUUUAGUGGGAAAAUUGUUAGUAUGUGUAAUAUGGAUUGUAAUGCUGUAUGUGUUUGCUGCUAAAUGGCAGCUACGAACUAAGUUUGAAGAAAUAAUGACAGAAUUAAAUAAAUAUAUGUUAUCAAAACAAUUUCCACUAGAAUUAAAAAGCAGAAUAAUCACCUACUAUGAAUAUAAAUAUCAAAAAUUAUUUUUCAAUGAAUUUGUAACUACCAGCUUGUUGUCAGAAACACUGAAAAAAGAAAUAGAUGUAUUUCUUUGCAAGUCCUUAAUUCAAGAAAUAUCAAUAUUCUCGCAAGUAUCUGCUAAACAUCUAAAACAUAUUAUUUCAAACUUAGUACCUCGCAUUUACCUCCCAGGUGAUUUAAUCAUUCAAGCUGGCACAUAUGGAGAUUGCAUGUACAUUAUUGAAUCUGGAACUGUUGCCGUAUUUUCACCCUCCGGAAAGGAAAUGUGUCAUUUAUACGAUAAUGCUUAUUUUGGAGAAGUGUCUUUACUUUUUAAGAAGAAAAAAAGGUCUGCCACCGUCGUUGCUAUAGAAGUAUCAAGAAUGUAUGAGCUAAACAAAAAGGAGUUUAAUAGAUGCUUUAAGAAUAAAACCAACAAGAAGAUCUAUAUGAGUAUCAUUAAGUUAGCAGAAAGAAGACUUAAAGAAACCAGUGUGAGUGAGUUACAGAUGAAGGAAGCGAAGAUUCUAGCCGAACUUAAAGCCUAAAACCUAUAGACAUCGUAGCCUUUCCUAAAUUCGCGUAACAUGAUAAACUCAAGAUAAGGUUUAUAGUGUGUUUUUAUCUUAUUGUAAAGUUGCAUUUAAUUUAUAAGUUCUUUUCUUAAGUGUUUGGAAAGUUUGUUUUCUGUGAAAUAUAUGA
Molecule: messenger RNA, 1872 nt
Organism: Anthonomus grandis grandis
Lineage: Eukaryota; Metazoa; Arthropoda; Insecta; Coleoptera; Curculionidae
Product: potassium/sodium hyperpolarization-activated cyclic nucleotide-gated channel 3-like
Exons: 1
Coding region: 75-1718 (547 amino acids)
Source: RefSeq, a predicted model, not a curated record